Molecule: messenger RNA, 2063 nt
Organism: Paramecium octaurelia
Lineage: Eukaryota; Ciliophora; Oligohymenophorea; Peniculida; Parameciidae
Source: the annotation of a GenBank genome assembly
AUGACUAUUUCUAUUAUUUAUUACCUAUUCAUCUUGUUUGAUACUUCAUAUUGCUAAUGGAAAAUUUACCAUAGCUAUCUCUACAUGAAUAAGUAAUUCUCUUAAUCCACGGGAUCUAGUGCAUAUCUGAUAACAGACUCAUUUAUAUUGCCUUCAACUCAAACAACUGCAAAUUUUAUCACUUGUGCAUCUCCUCCUACAAGCUACAUUACUUUAACUAAUACUUAUCCAUCUGCUUGGACGGCACCAAAGUGCACUAUUAACGAUGGGAAUUGGAUAUCUAUUGAUUUAUAUUUUCAGGGUACAUGGUCCUCUCAAGUUUUUAAAAUUGCCAUAGGAUCAUAUGUAUAUACAUAUACCUACAGUUCCCCUUCUACCUAUACAUUGAACUCAGGUUUUUGUGAUGCCACUCUUUUUGAAGUUAAGACUUGGAAUUUUACAUUCGUAAUAGCAGAAGGUACAAUUGAUGCGUUUUUGAAAUUAACAUCUUCUAAUUCAAAUACAGGUUAAGUUUCGAUUAGAAAUAUCUUUGUCUCAAGAGUAAAAUGUUAUCCAUCAUGUAAUUCAUGCACAGGUCCAAAAUACAAUUAAUGUACAAGCUGCUAUUAUGGGAUCCAAACAAACAAUAUUUGUCCACCUUGUCCAUCAAAUUAAUACUAUUGGAAGGAGGUAGGAUGCAGAGAUAUUUGUGAUUUAUUUUCCUCAUUAUAUUAGAAUGGAUUUUGUUAAAAGUAUGCAAGUAAGUAUUUUUAACUAAUAUUACUUAGUUUAAGAUAUAGAAUUGAGUUAUUUUUAAUCACCAUCCUAUGAUACUGAAAAUAAGAAAUGGUUGUUGAUAUAUGACCCACAAUACGUAGUUACCACUCAAACUAUUACUUAAAUUUCUACGAUGAUUUAUGUAUAUGGAGUAUUAAAGUAUAAUUCCGGAAUUUAUAGAUAUUUCGAUUUAUUGUCUACUUAUGCUUAUUCCACCUAUUUGAUUGGAUUGAAAAUUAUAAUUCUUCUUUAUAAUGAUAUUCCAAUUGAUUGUGGAAUCACAUUCAAAAUUAACAAUACUUAUUAUGGAUCUAUUUAUAAAACUACAUCUGGAGUUCAAUCAAACAAGCUCAAAAUCGCUUCAAUAUAUGAUUAUGGAUCGAAGUCACCGUAUUCGACAAGGACAAAAAUUGUUUUAGCUUCAUUAAUUGACAUCCCAAAGAAUGCAUUUGUAUUUUCAGCGAUAGGAAAUUAUACGUAAAUAUCAUUUGUCAAACUUAGCGUUGGUACAGCAGGAUGGGGUAUUAUGUAAGUCGAUAUUACUUCAGGAUAUUGCGCUUAAUAUUGUGAAUUGUGUGAAGUAUCAUUUAAAUGUAAAACAUGUUUAAAUGGAUACUUAUCUUAUCGAGAUGGUAGUUGCAUAAAUAAUUGCUUAUUUCCAUAUUAGAAAUAAAAUGGCACUUAUUGCUAUGAUUAUGAUGAUGAAACACCUUGUAUCAUAUAGUAUUAUAUAUAGACUCUGAAUAUUUAGUUUAAGAAUUUACAGGUUUAGAAGGUGAUCCAGAAUACUACGCAAAAUAUACUUUAAUCUAUCAAAGUGGAACAAACUUUUUAAAAGGUUCAGAUAUCUAUUAUUCAUUUUGGAAUGGAAUUAGAGUCUUUGGAGGACCUUUUGUAUGGGCUUAAGCUAAAUUCUAAAGGGUUCAUAAUAUAAUCAAUCCACAUCACAGUAUUACUAUUGCAUUUUAUAUUUUAUAUGGACCAUCAUUCCCUUCAGAUGGACAAUUUAUAUAUACAAUUGAAAGUAAUACACCAGUCUCUAAAUCAACUGCAAGUUAUUAUUAUACUUAUUCUGAUGGUUCAAAAUACGAUAAAAUAUAUGAAAAAAUCCUUCAUAAUACAAAUACAUUAACAAUAACUUGGGAAUGCUUUGGACCAAAUAAUGAACCAAUCAAGGCAUACUGUGGAUACUAUAAUUAUUACAUUGCCUCCCAUAAAACGAUUUAGAACAGAAGAAACAGUUUUAGGAGUAUUGUGUUAUGGUGGAUUUCGAAUCAAAAUCCACAGACGCAGCAUUGAUAGUCUCA